AAAAAAGAGAAUGUUUAUGGAAAAAUCGGAUCUCUCCAUCCAACCAACCCCUUCGCCAGGCGCGCCAACGAACAAGUUUCCGGAACAGGGCUCAAGAAGCAGGAACAGGAAUGGCCAGUUAUAUAUAUCCCCAACCAGAGGAUCGUGUUGGCAGGGCAGGAGGAGACUGGGCCUUUGCCCUGAGAGCCGUAGCCCAUUUCCCGAGAUUUUGUUUCGAAAUACGAGCCACGAGUCGAGAGGGGAAGAAGAAUAAUGGUUGUGAAGACAAUGAUACUUGGCAGUUGGAACCAUGUCAGAUAAAAUCAGAUCAGCGGAAAAAACGAAAGAAUUUUCUCUCGACUGAAGUAGAUAAUUUCAGGGAGUGUCGAGAAGAGGCUGAAAUGAGGCGAGCGUUGAUGUAUAGGUAUCUUUUGUUGGCGGUUGGCGGUUGGCGGUUGGCGGCUGGGCAAGCUGGCAAGCUGGCAAUUUGGCAGUUUGCAACCAUAUCCGGACACAAGAUAAUCCAGGCCGAGACAACCAGCGGUCCAAACAACAUGACAUAUCAUUGCCGGAGGCUCCACGGUGCCUGGUACCUUAGGGACGCGGGGCAACUAGGCCCAACACGGCUAGGGCCGGAGGUGGUGAGAGUGUUUGUGGUAGUAGCGAGUGAGACCUACGCCGGCUGCCCCUUCCUGUUUCGCAGCGCCCCGUCUCGCGGUUCCCCUGUGUGUGCCUGCGGCGAGUCUGUGGGCGAGGCUCCUCCCCUCCUGCCUGGCCGGGCUAGUCUGUCUCUCUUUUCCAUCGCAUCCAAACCUCAUCUUCAACUUUAA
Molecule: messenger RNA, 809 nt
Organism: Blastomyces dermatitidis ER-3
Lineage: Eukaryota; Fungi; Ascomycota; Eurotiomycetes; Onygenales; Ajellomycetaceae
Exons: 3
Coding region: 111-809 (232 amino acids)
Source: RefSeq, a predicted model, not a curated record